This is a messenger RNA of Gracilinanus agilis (Agile Gracile Mouse Opossum), 2023 nucleotides long. RefSeq names its product Y-box binding protein 1 (gene YBX1). NCBI's taxonomy places the organism in Eukaryota, Metazoa, Chordata, Mammalia, Didelphimorphia, Didelphidae. Gene Ontology annotation, molecular function: nucleic acid binding. Bases 145 to 1623 code for a protein of 492 amino acids. The record is from RefSeq and is a predicted model, not a curated record. Gene Ontology annotation, cellular component: nucleus. Gene Ontology annotation, biological process: regulation of gene expression. The transcript is spliced from 9 exons.
GCUAGUUCGAUCGGUAGCGGGAGCGGAGAGCGGACCCCAGAGAGCCCUGAGAGCAGCCCCACCGCCGCCGCCGGCCUAGUCACCAUCACACCCCGGGAGGAGCCGCCGCUGCCGCAGCAGGCCCUAGUCACCAUCACCGCAACAAUGAGCAGCGAGGCCGAGACCCAGCAGCCGCCCGCCGCCCCCCCCGCCGCCCCCGCCCUCAGCACCGCCGACACCAAGCCCGGCAUCACCGGCAGCGGCGGAGGGAGCGGCGGUCCUGGCGGCCUCACAUCGGCGGCGCCCGGUCCGGGGGAAGGCGGGGGGACCGUUAGCCGAGGGGGGUGCGGCGCGCGGCAUGGAUUCCGCGCGCUGCCGCCGCCCUCUCCUCCCCUUACCCUCCCUCCCCCCUGCGCGCGCCGGCCGAGUGUCCUCGUGCCCAGGGCGGCGGGCCCGCGCGCCGUCUCCCGCGCCCCCUAUGGACCCCCGCGCGCCGCCGCUGCCGCGCGCCCACCCGCCGCCCCCCGGGGAUCUCUCUCCUCGCGCGGUGCUAGUCGCAUGUGCCGGGCGGGGGCCGCAGCCGCGCGCUUUCCCCUCACGUGCUCCAAAUCCUGCGGCCUUCCCGACGGCCGCCCGGGCGCCUCCCUCUUCUCUCCCACACCGCGGCCGCCGCCUUGCCCCCGGGCCCCGGCGGGCGGUGUUCUCCUCCCGGGCACUCCGAAGCUGGAGGAAGGGAGGGUGGGCGAAGGGAGAGGGGGGCGCGAAGCUUCGGCCGGGUUUAGGAAAUAUAUUUUUGUAAUCUCGGAUUCCUUUUUUUUUUUUUUUCUCCUCCCAGCAACGAAGGUUUUGGGAACAGUAAAAUGGUUCAAUGUAAGAAACGGCUAUGGUUUCAUCAACAGGAAUGACACCAAGGAAGAUGUAUUUGUACACCAGACUGCCAUAAAGAAGAAUAACCCCAGGAAGUACCUUCGCAGUGUAGGAGAUGGAGAGACUGUGGAGUUUGAUGUUGUUGAAGGAGAAAAGGGUGCGGAGGCAGCUAAUGUUACAGGCCCUGGUGGCGUUCCAGUGCAAGGCAGUAAAUAUGCAGCCGACCGUAACCAUUACAGACGUUAUCCACGUCGCAGGGGUCCUCCACGGAACUACCAGCAGAAUUACCAGAAUAGUGAGAGUGGGGAAAAGAACGAGGGAUCGGAGAGUGCUCCAGAAGGCCAGCCUCAACAACGCCGUCCCUACCGCAGGCGGCGGUUCCCACCUUACUACAUGCGGAGACCCUAUGGGCGUCGACCACAGUAUUCCAACCCUCCUGUGCAGGGAGAAGUGAUGGAGGGUGCUGACAACCAGGGUGCAGGAGAACAAGGUAGACCAGUGAGACAGAAUAUGUAUCGGGGUUAUAGACCACGAUUCCGCAGGGGCCCUCCUCGUCAAAGACAGCCUAGAGAGGAAGGUAAUGAAGAAGACAAAGAGAACCAAGGAGAUGAGACCCAGGGUCAGCAGCCACCUCAACGUCGGUACCGCCGUAACUUCAAUUACCGACGCAGACGCCCAGAGAACCCUAAACCACAAGAUGGCAAAGAGACAAAAGCAGCCGAACCACCAGCUGAGAAUACGUCCGCUCCCGAGGCUGAGCAGGGCGGGGCUGAGUAAAUGCCGGCUUACCAUCUCUACCAUCAUCCGGUUUAGUCAUCAUACAAGAAGAAAGAAUAUGAAAUUCCAGCAAUAAUAAGAAAUGAACAAAAGAUUUGGAACGGAAGACCUAAGUGCUUGCUUUUUGCUGUUGACCAGAUAACUAGAACUCUCUGCAUUAUCUAUGCAGCGUGGGUUUUUUAUUAUUUUUACCUAAAGAUGUCUCUUUUUGGGAAUGACAAACAUGUUUUUUAAAAAGCCUGGUUUUCUCAAUACACCUUUAAAGGUUUUUAAAUUGUUUCAUAUCUGGUCAAGUUGAGAUUUUUAAGAACCUCAUUUUUAAUUUGUAUAAAAGUACACCUGAUUUUUUCAAAAAUCUACAAAUUGCAAGCACCUGUUAAUAAAGGUCUUUAAAUAAUUA